CAAGACGUCUUGGAGUUGCGACAAAACAACUGGGUACCACGUGGUGUGGCAGCUGCAGCUGAACGGCCCCCAACAACAAUUCAGGCCAUCAGACAAGAGGCUGCAGUGGACACAGGGAUUCUUAUCUCGCCAUUCCACUCUGGUAGCUCCUUGCAUCACCCCCUUCAACACCUGGGGAUAGGAAAUGCCCCCUUUCUCUUUUCACAUCCACGCUCUGGCUUGGAGGAUGUAUUUGGACCACCGACAUCAUUGCAUCUAGGCACUGGUCCUGGUGUUAUCAACACAGACUUCUCCUUCAGCAAUGGGUAUGGUCCUAUGACGGGCUCCUCACGGUCCAAAGUUGGAUUUGGAUCAGGUGGUGGUGGCAUUUUCCACAGUUCUCAACAGAAAUCUUCUCUAAUUCAGUCUUCCAACAUUCCAACCCAUGGCAACUUCUCUUCCACUGCCAAUAACAAGAAUUUGCCACCCCGACUCCAGAAGUUGGCAGCCCAGAAGCAUGGAAUCAUCCCAAACACAUCCUCAAAU
Molecule: messenger RNA, 525 nt
Organism: Darwinula stevensoni
Lineage: Eukaryota; Metazoa; Arthropoda; Ostracoda; Podocopida; Darwinulidae
Source: the annotation of a GenBank genome assembly